UGCUUUCGGAGGUGUCUGUUUGGCAGCUCUUCCUUCUCUGAAGCUGCUGGUUGGCCUUGGGAUGGUGACUCAGCCGCCUGGAUGACAUGGGCGUUAUUCGGGACCUUUGACCGGAGCAUGACUCUUCUGGAAGUCUGCGGAAGCUGGCCUGAGAGCUUUGGCCUGCGUCACCUGUCUUCCCUGGAGCAGACGGACGAGGGUCUUCGGGAAAGGCUGGCCGACGCCAUGUCCGAGUCGCCCAGCCGGGACGUAGCGGCAUCUGGAACAGGUACAAAGGAGACGCGUGAUCAGAACUCAGGCUCCUCUCUUACCCAACGGUGAUUUCCUUUCAUUUAACUUAUAACCUUCCGUUCUUCUAUGGGUUUCUUUUUUUUUUUUUUGGUUCCUGUGGGUUAAAACCCACAGAGGGGCAUUUCGCACGAACCCAUCGGCCUA
Molecule: messenger RNA, 435 nt
Organism: Pantherophis guttatus
Lineage: Eukaryota; Metazoa; Chordata; Lepidosauria; Squamata; Colubridae
Source: RefSeq, a predicted model, not a curated record